Messenger RNA from Filobasidium floriforme, 659 nucleotides. RefSeq lists its product as uncharacterized. The coding region runs from base 58 to 546 and encodes 162 amino acids. The record is from RefSeq and is a predicted model, not a curated record. The transcript has 2 exons. Lineage: Eukaryota; Fungi; Basidiomycota; Tremellomycetes; Filobasidiales; Filobasidiaceae.
GUGCCACUUCCCUGCUCCGACACUGCCACCCGUCAAAAUACAGAUACUCAGAUCAUCAUGUCCGACUUCGAUCUCGAGACCGCCAAAGCGCAAUCCCCGAUGCUCCAUAUCAUCCCUUACUCCACCACUUACCACCUGUACCGCUUUCCACCUGGCACCCCCGGUCUGGGUUCAUUGCUGGGGAACAUCUUCACUGCUCAACCACAGUCAUCCUCCUCUUCGAGCAAGGACACGUUCGAUGUACGGACGGCGGAACCCGAACGUCUGAAACGGGCCGGGAAAGGAUGGUUGACAGUGACAAAGACCGAGGAAGAGGUCUCUAUCAUGGUGGAUUCGGAGUACAACGCUGCCGAGCCGGGAUCAUUCGACGCGAACGCUCAGCUCGAGGGGCUCGUUCAAGCGCAAAAGUCUGACGGGAUCAAGGAUGGUCCGUUUGGUUGUCUCCGAAUUCGAGGACCCAUGGAGCUGAAUCUUGUCGGAAUCGCUUCCCGCUUGCUCGCCCCAUUGACAAAGGCAAAGAUAAGCGUACUGGUCAUCUCUUCGUAGUGAGUAUCUCAAGGCCGCACCAACGAUCUACCCGAUUGAAUGCGCUGAACAUCGACGGUCGGGCAUUUUGCGUUUCUUAACACCACUCAGUGACACGGAUUUCAUUUUCGUAA